Cornus florida is the source of this 1219-nucleotide messenger RNA. Its product is annotated as protein HEAT-STRESS-ASSOCIATED 32-like. The coding region runs from base 163 to 1026 and encodes 287 amino acids. The transcript is spliced from 5 exons. The record is from RefSeq and is a predicted model, not a curated record. Lineage: Eukaryota; Viridiplantae; Streptophyta; Magnoliopsida; Cornales; Cornaceae.
ACAAUUUCUAGAAGCUGCUCAACAUUUCUUGAAAAUGGUAUGCCCAUACCAGAGCUUAUAUACGCUCCCAUUUAUAUGUAUCUUUGUACAUCUAAAACAAGUUCCUUCUGGUGCCUUGCAAUAUUGUGUCUCUUCGUAAUUUCUGUGUGAAGAAGAAAGAAGAUGUCGUCGGCAUACACAUGGAAGAGCUUUUUCGAGAACGAAGAUCGUCCCGAGAAGCCUAGAAGGUUCGGUGUCACUGAGAUGAGAGGCCCCCAUUACACCCUGUUUAGCCAAAACCUCAUUCAGGAUAUUUUUGAGUCUAUGGGACAGUUUGUUGAUGGGUUGAAGUUUACCGGAGGCUCUCAUAGUUUGAUGCAGAAAGAUUUUGUUAAAGACGUGACUAAUAUGGCCCACAAACACAAUAUAUAUGUCAGUACGGGUGACUGGGCUGAACAUUUACUUCGCAAAGGUCCAUCGGCUUUCAAAGAGUACAUAGAGGAAUGUAAGCAAUUGGGGUUUGAUACAGUUGAGAUUAACGUGGGAUCACUUGGAGUUCCUGAAGAAACUCUCUUGAGAUUUGUGCGGUUGAUUAAGAGUGGUGGCCUGAAAGCCAAGCCCCAAUUUGCAGUGAAGUUCAACAGGUCUGAUAUCCCCGCCAAUGGUGACCGAGCAUUUGGGGCUUAUGUGGUCCCAGCACCUCGAUCUUCUGAAAUGGUUGAGGAUGUUGAUCUUUUGGUCAGAAUGGCCGAGAGAUGCUUGGAAGCUGGAGCCGACAUGAUAAUGAUUGAUGCCGAUGAUGUCUGCAAGCAAGCUGAUUCUGUACGGGCAGAUAUUAUUGCAAAGAUUGUUGGGCGUCUUGGACUAGAGAAGACGAUGUUUGAAGCAUCAAAUUCCCAAACCUCUGAGUGGUUCAUUACACAAUAUGGUCCCAGGGUCAACCUUUUUGUGGAUCACUCUCAGGUGAUGGAUCUGGAGUGCCUUCGGGGGUGCAACCUUGGUAAAAAUCACACAUCUGUUCUCGGUUCGUCCUAUUUUCUGUUCUAAGCUGGCGCUGAGAACAUAUGUUCCAUGGAACUGGUUAUGCUUUUUAAUUGCCCUGCGUUAUGUUGUAUGUUAAGAUGUUAAGUUCAUGUUAAAAAGAUGUCCCGACAGUGUGUGAAAAUAUGGCUGUUUCGUACAUUUCAGUGGAGAUUUUGCUUGAAUAACUGUGUUCAUCCUUUUCUGUGUUGUUAUGAUA